This is a messenger RNA of Dermacentor andersoni, 2400 nucleotides long. It is a transcript of the gene trk, whose product is annotated as trunk. Gene Ontology annotation, molecular function: signaling receptor binding. The record is from RefSeq and is a predicted model, not a curated record. NCBI's taxonomy places the organism in Eukaryota, Metazoa, Arthropoda, Arachnida, Ixodida, Ixodidae.
GCUCUCCUCGCGCGCAGCAUAGGGCCCGCGGCGACGGUGUUAUCGUCCUUGGAAUUCAUACGGAAUUCAUUCUAUGCACGAAGCGUGGCAGUGCAGUCAAACAGUACAGCAGUGGCAAAGAAAGAAAUAAGCCUUGCACUAUAGAGGAGUCCGCAAAUUACACCCAUGUCGCCAUUUCUAUUUUUUUUUUUUCUCCGGCGUCGUGCUGUUAAAACUUGGACUAGCCGCCGUGGUUGCUUCGUGGCUAUGGUGUUGGGCUGCUAAGCACGAGGUCGCGGGAUCAAAUCCCGUCCACAGCGGCCGCAUUUCGAUGUGAACGAAAUGCGAAAACAUCCGCGUACUUAGAUUUAGGUGCCCGUUAAAGAACCCCAGGUGGUCCAGAUUUCCGGAGUCCCCCACUACGGCGUGCCUCAUAAUCAGAUCGUGGUUUUGGCACGCAAAACCCCAUAAUUUAAACUUAGACUGUUUCUGCAAAAUUAUUUAUCCGGCGCCGUCGAACUGAUAUAUACCGUGGUGACGAAACACAUCCAAAUAAAUUACGUGAGAAGGCCGAACUCGACAGAGCUAUCGUCAGGAGGAAAACGCGCUUUCUUUACAAAAAUGCUGCUCAUCACGGAUGUGCAUGGUAUCGACAGGUUAAAAAAAUCGCCACAUGUGUGUUUCUUGUUUUUUCUUUUUUUUUGUAAUCUUCUCAUGCAAUCCGUCAACUAAACCCGCAACUAACGCAUAAACAUACACCUAAUGAUGCCAACAAACCACGUGGACAACGUAAUGUGUUUUUUCUUUUUUUUUUUUUUUUAGCAGUGGCAUACACAUUCUACCAGUCAACUUUUCAGCGCGCACCUGACUUCUGCUGUGUUCGCGCGGAAAGCGGGGUUGCUGACUUCGCGAGCUGAGCCGAUUAUCGCCUCCUCGGCAGCUCCGAACAAACCUCAACUCUCUCGCUAUUUCCUCCUUCAUUUGAAAUUUGCUUUUCUUUCUUUCUUUCUUUUCUUCUCUCUCUCUCUCUCUCUUUUGCUAUGCGUUCCCUAUUGGCUUUGGAGCAAAAGCACGGUGCACACGAGGCCCUCCGUUUCCGAGGAAAAUAGUCCCUUCACCCAUGGUCUGCUCUCACUCCGCCUACUCUCGUGAAGCAACGAUUUCUUUAGGUGGCGUUCACUGCGAAGAAAGUUCAGAACCCUUAGGAAAGGAGCAGCAGUGGCACUGAACCGUUGCGAACUGUUAGGGUUACAGAAAACAGACUUCCUGAUAACCAGUUAUUAUAUCUAUGCAGCAUCAUCGCUAGGAAAAGCAGACACGAGCGCCGCAGACGGCGCUGAUCACCUGACUUCUUGGGAUCAGCGAGCACCGUUGGCCGUACCCGUCAUGAGAUCACCAUGCUCUCGCUGGUGCGCAUCGGGCUCGUCACAGCCGCGUUCCUGCAGCUCCUGGAACCAGCGGCAUCUAGCAGGGAUGACUGCACUCGGACCACCGUGGAAGAGCUUCAAGAACGUCUGGGACCGGCGUUCAACGCGCGCUACAUGUCCAUAGACAAGCCACCGAAGGACGAGGAGCCCACACGCAUCUACGCCCGACACACGGAAUCCGUACUACAGAGCGACGACCCCUACGCCGUCAGCAGCCCGGACAACGCGCAGCUCGACCAGCGGGCACACCCAAGCUUUCGCGUAGACCCGGACUUCGUUCGAGACGUGGCCUCGAGCGCCGGCCACGCGAGUGCGCACGACGGGCCGCAGACCAGAGUGCGGAGGAACGGGGACAUCGUCGACGACGGGGAGUCGCACGGAACGCCGAAGAAACGCCGCAAGUCGUCGUUCCGGCUUCGAAAGACGUCUCCCUGGAAAAGUCUCCGUGAGCGGGACGAAACGUCGGCAGCGCCACGGCGACGCGGCGGUAUCCAGCGUGGAAACUCCCACCGCGGUCGUCGUCACGACGGCGCGAAGAAGCCGUGGGGCUGCGAGUCCCGCAUGGAGUGGCUCGACUUGGGCGAAGACCGCUUCCCGAGGUACCUGCGCACGGUGCGCUGCAUGGGUGAGGCAUGCUGGUUCACGCACUUUCAGUGCAAGGGCCGCGCCUUCACCGUCAACGUUCUCAAGCGCGUCGCCGCCCAGCCAGCGUGCGGAGGCGAAGGACGCACAUCGCCCGAGAACUUGCCCGGCGAUCUUCGCGAGAAAUGGGUCUUCGAAGAGCGUGCGGUCACGUUCUGCUGCGACUGCACCGCAACGAGUGAAGACUGACUUUUCGGCAGCGAGUGUGCGCGCGUUAUGACCAUCUGACAGCGUUGUUUGGAAGACAUGCCGCAAUCAUGACCGUGACACGGGGAUGUGCUUGUGCACGAUGCACUUCCCAAGUGGUACCAUGAUGCUCAUAAAGUCGCCUCUCAAGGUGCAUUGAAAACUA